Molecule: messenger RNA, 6537 nt
Organism: Liolophura sinensis
Lineage: Eukaryota; Metazoa; Mollusca; Polyplacophora; Chitonida; Chitonidae
Product: centrosomal protein of 152 kDa-like
Exons: 20
Coding region: 1192-6531 (1779 amino acids)
Biological process (GO): centriole replication
Cellular component (GO): centrosome
Source: RefSeq, a predicted model, not a curated record
CCUCUUCAAGCUCCGGUACCUUACUCUGCAAACUUUGCUAAAACCAGCACAUCCACUCCACAAGAAAGUCAAGCCAUGUUUUCCAUUCCAAAAUCAACAAAUUCACAGCAGCAACAACAACAACAUUAUUUCACAGACUCCCAUUACCCUCCCUUUAUGGAGGAUUCUCCAACAGGGGGAGCUGUGCAUCAUUGGCAGCAUCAACCCCAUCCCCAUGUGACUGCUGAGGCGGGGGAACAUUAUGAAGCAGAUGAGCUGUAUGGCUUGCCAAGUGCUGUAGCACAAAGGGAGGUGGGUCACUGGGAGCAUGGUCAAAUGCAUCUCCAAGGUUACAGCACUGUUAAGGGUACUUCAGCAGAGCGGCAUCUUCACGGCAAUCCUGUUAUUGGCCAGAGAGAGGAGGCGGAAGGUGGCAAUGAGCAAAACCACGGUACAGCCGGGGAUGGGAAUGGCCACUGGUACCAGCAUCAUAUGCCUAAUGGAUAUUAUUUAAAUGGCUACGACUCGUUACAGCAACAACAACAACAACAGCAUGAAAAUGAUGUUUACACGGCUGAAGCUUCGGGUGUGGAUGAAAUACAGCCACAACAACAACAACAUGGUUAUUAUGGAGAAACGGUCAAUUCGGGUGAAGAGUUUCCUCAAAUCCUUCAUGGCUACAUUCCGUCCCAUGAACAGCAAAAUUAUCUUUAUUCUCAUGAGGUGCAUGACCAGCAAGCAUACAUUCCAUCUCAUGAUAACAUUGUUGAACCCUAUCCUCAACCUCAGUCUCAUGAUGCUCAUGAGCACCAGAGUUACGUACCGUCACACCCUUACUAGGCUCAACCAACCAGCUUGGAGUACCAAUUUCACCAAGCAGACCCACCUAGUGACACAAAUUACCCAAGGGCAGCAACUCUUGAGAAGCCAUUGACGUCUUCAGAUCCCCAGUUUGACAGUGGCUACAAGGUGAUCUUUAACCAGGAAACAGACAAAGCUGAGACUGAGAAGCAUUCUGGUCCAUUUGAUCGUCAAAACGUAGCCAUUGACACAGGUGUAGAAAAAGACCUCUCCACAGACUCCCAGCAGGUCACCCAGCUGAGAAUUCUUUACAAGGCGCGGGGAAGGAAGAUAGAAGAGCUAACAGCCGAGUUAGACCAGUACAAACAGGAGUCGUGUAGAGAGAUAAGGAUUCUCAAACAUCAGCUCUCCAUGGCUCAGGGUGACCGAGAAGGCAUGGAAACCAGUCUAAAGCAGUGUCAAAACCUUCUUCAGGCAUCCAAAGGGGAGGUAACUGAGUUGAGAGGGAAACUACAGACAGCUGAAGCACAAAUACAGGCACUCAAGCACAGCAAGGACGAGCUGAUCAACAAGCUGAGCUCUGCAGAAACCAACAUUGAGGGACUGAACGAACAAGUGGCAGAACUGGGGAAGUCUGACAGUUUAGACAGGGCUAGGGUUCACCACCAGAGUGUGGUCAAUGGGCUGCAGAUGAAGUAUGACACAGAGAUCCUCUCCCUGAAAGAGAAACAGGACUCCUUGUAUGAGCUGGUCGCUGAUAAGGAGAGAGAGAUUAAGUCUCUUCGCCAGCAGUUAGCCGAUGUUCAGCACCAGGGGGAGCUGGCACAGAUUUCCCGCGCAGAGACGAUUAACCGACUGACAAAGAGCUUAGAAGAAAGUCAAAGACAGUGUCAUUCUCUGCUGGAGUCCUCUGUAAACGAAGAGCUAGGAAAGACCAAGGCACUUCUUAAGCAGAAAACUGCAGCCAAAGACAUGACAGAUGAGAUGUGCCAGGCCCUAAAGGAGGAAUUAGUCGAUCUUCGAGAACAAUUAAGCAUGUUUGAGUCUGCAUCAAGUCUGGGCUUGUUCUCUACCAUUUCCUCCUCCAAAUCUAAAGAGCUCCAUGACGACUCCAUGACUGAUCUGGGCAUCAAGAAGACAUUGGACUUCAAAACUCCAGAAUCAGUGUCCAGUAGGUCAGCUGUGACCGAUGUCCCAGACGAUUACGUGGGUAAACUCAGAAUGGAGCUGGAGCGCUGCCUUAUGAGCAACAAGACAAAGCGCUCCCAAGUCGCCAAACUGCAGACAGAGUUAAGAGCGGCAAAAACAGAACUCAACGACCUUUCAUCACGGUGUGAGCGAGCAGAGAAAAGUGCAGAAGAACUCAAGUUGAAAGUGAAAAGCUAUGAAGAUGAGUUCAGCCCCGGAGAAGGUGACAAAAUUUCAGUCAUUGAAAAACGGCUCAGGAAAGAAAUAGAAAAUCUGAAGACUGAGAAAGACGGUUUGCUGGCAGAGACACAGGAUUUAAAGCACCGCCUGGAAGAGGUCGCUAGCAGUGAAGAAAAGGUGAACGAGAUUAACCGUGAGCUGAGCGCAGAGAUGUCGCAGAUGAUCCGAGAUUAUGACGACGACAAGAGAGAGGGUCUGGAGAAAUGUCAUGAGGCCUACAUGCAGAUGGUGGAGGAUGCUAAGUCUCGGGUCAGAGAGGAGAUUACCUCUGCUGCGGAGAGCGAAAGACAGGCUCUGGUGGAGAAGUACGAGAGUGAAUUAAUUAUUGUCAGGGAUGAGCUGCGUGGAGCCUGGAAGGAAGUGGACACGGCUAAGGAGCUGUACAUCAAACUGUCUGAGGAGAAGAAACAGCUGGAGAUUCAGCUUAGAGAGGAGUUUCAGAUUGAAAUGGAGGUUGAAAUAGAAAAGGUGACAAGUCGCCUGUCAAAGGAGAAACAGGUGGAACUUGAAAAAUUAAAAUUGGAAUUGGAAUCCAACAUCAACCCAGAUGUGGUGGCCAAAGCUAAGGAGGUGUGGCUGAGAGAACAGGAAGAGGUUUGGCAGCAGAGAAUAAAGACAGAGGUGGAGAAGGCCAAAGCUGACUGGCUGAAGGAGCAGUCAUCCUCCCUGCAGGACACUAUAGACUCUGCCAUACAUGCAGCAGAGGUAGAAUGGAGGACACUACAGGAAGUGGACAAGGAGAGGGAGAUUAAGGAGCGCUUAACCGAAGUUGAACAGAUAUUGCUAUCUGAAAGGGCAGCAGCUGUGGAACUUGAAGUGAAAUGUCGCCUGGAGGAAGAAAGGAUAAAGUGGACAGAAUUACUGGAAAAGGAAAAAUCAGAUGUCUGCAAGGAAGCAGAUGUAGUGAAUGAAUUGCAAGACGAAAAGUCUAAACUGUGUGAAGAAAAUUCAAAACUGCAGAAAGAUAUUGACAACUUGAGGACAGCUCAUGCAAAGGCUGAAGAAGAUAUGAAAAUGGACAUAGCGAGAUUGAAACAUGAAUUGUCAGAAGUCGAAAGCAGCUCAGAAAAGCUACACGCAGAGAAGAAAGUUCUGCAGGAUACGUUGCGAAAGGAAUUUGCCGAUAUGCAAGAGGAAAUGAACAAUCUUUUGACAGAGAAGAGCAAACUUCAAGACUCAACAUUAGAAGAGCUUGAUAAAUUGCGGCUUGAAAACGUUCGUUUGCAGGAAGAGAAGGAGAAGUUGAUGGUGGAAGCCAAAGCCGAGUUGGAAGCCAAAGUGAAGAUGGUGGUCAGAGAGGCAGAGGAGAAGUUCAGACAAGAGCUGGAGAAAACUGUGUCCACGGACAAGGACAAGCAACAAAUCUCUGAAUCUGUGAUGCAAGCAAGAGUUGAGAAACAGGAAAGGAGCCGAUUGCAAGCUGAGGUGGACAAACUGAGAGCAGAGGUGUCUAGUCAGGAAGAGAAGUGGUCAGCUGAAAGGGAGACAAUCCUCCAGGAGAAAGAUGCGGAGCGCAGACGCUGCGUUGAGGAGAUCCGGGCGCAGUGCGAGCAGGACAUCAAGCAGUUCAUGGAAAACCACCAGCACACACUCACCAGCGCUCUGAAAACGGCACGUCACCAGCAGACUGCGGAAAAGCAACGAUUUGAGCUAGAAAUCAAAGAGCUCAAGACAAGAGAGCAGCAGCUACUGGGUUCUCUAAGGUCUACUCCCAACACCUCAGAGAACUCUGACGGGAGAGCUCCCUCAGAAGGGGAGACGACUCCGGGGUCAACAGCCACCAGCUGUGACAACUGUGAACAGCUGGAGAAGGAACUGAAAUCCUUCAAGGAUACAGACAAUUUGGAGCAAAUGCGCAGAGAGAAAGAGCAGGUGAAGGAGAAGCUUACAAAGUACAACAGCCAGGUGAAGAAGCUGCUCCAAGAUCGUCAGAAGCUACAGGUGUCUGUGCAGAAUCUGCAACAACGACGACAGCUGGAAGAACAGCACUUCAAACUGAAGGAGAAGCAAGCCUCGUCUGAGGAUGAUUCCAAUGCGUCUGACCAAUCAGGAUCAAGGUCACGUGCUGAGGAGCAGCUUUACACUCAGCUCCAGAAAACGGAAGCUCUUGUUCGUGAACUAGAGGAAAAAAGAAUGUCGGAACUAGAAGAACUCAGAUCAUCUUUGGAGGCAGAACAUUCUGCUGCUAUGGAAACCAUGAAGAGGAAAAUGGUAGAACUGAGGAAAGCACACUCUGUUGAGCUGGACAAAGUACAGAGAAAGUUUGCGGAUGAAAAGCAAGAGCUGACGGGGAAAAUAGAAAAAUUGCAAUCUCGCCGGUUGACGAGUACACCUGUUCAGACGGAGACCUCUGAAGCAGAAAAGACAGCCAUUCUUGAAGUCAGAGCUCAUUACAUCGAUGCUGUGGCCAAAAUCAGAGAGGAUGUCAUGAAGCAUGUUACAGAGACAAAUUUAAGAGCUGCUGAGAAAAUCAAGGAGGAGCUUUCCAGGGGAAGGAGCUCUCUGGUGUUGGAGGUGAAAACGACAUGCCUUCAAGUUAUUCGCAAUGUACUGGGCCAAAAUAGAUUGGGGACAAACACAGCUGCCAUUACAAAUGCCAUAGAGAGACAACUGGAGGACUGUUCAACUCAGAUUGCCAGAGGGAAGAAGAAGCCCGAGGAACAAAGCUCCUCGUCUGAUGCUGUUAAAGAGACUGACAGCAAUGUGGCACAGAGUGCAAAAGACAGACGGACUCUUUCACGUCAGUUGUCGCAUAAGUCUAAUGAAAGAAGUAACUGUGCAACAGAUGAAAGAGCAGUAUCAAAUGGAAGAGUGCCGAAGGAAAAGAGAAGCGCCUCAAAAUCAAGUGUAAAUGGAAGGUCCAGAAAAGACAUAGACAGAACAGAAUGUGAUGUUAAAGGGAAUCUUCAGAAUGGUCAUUCAUACGAAAAAAAUGCUGACAAGGACGUAGAUCAGCAGAAAAGUUUGAAGUUUACCGUAGGCUACGCCGAUGACAAACUGCUAGCCAACCCGGUUCAGGGCUGUGAUACUUCAUGUCAAACAGUCAGUAGUGAAGCUCGACUUCCUUCAAGUGGAGAAUCUCUGAACAUUUCUGACUCUGUGUAUCUACCUUUGGUCGCUGAUAUUACCAAAAAUACUACUCUUUUCCAAACCGAGGAAGACCAGUUCAGAUUCCACAGUUUGCCUGCGAAUCCCGACGAUUUGCAGUAUUCUAAACCCAGCGUGACUGGUAACAGAGAUGUGAUAAUGUCUGGAGCGUUACAAAAGGCAAAUGGCACUGGACAAGAUUACAGACGGCGGAAUCGCUCACCUGCUGGUGACGUUUAUAGAACUCGAUCAAGUAGUCCCCGUCCCAGACAGAGAGAAGAACGACAAUACCAGUCCGCUUCAAGAGAGGCGGGGUAUGCGAGAUCCGUGAAGAACACACCGGUUUCCGGCUUCAUCGAAGACAGAACGGUUGAUUUGACUUCGAGGAUAUCAGAGGUAACACUUGCUCAGGCGGGGCACAAGUCUGUUGGCUCAUCUGGUGCCCCAUGUGACAGUGGAAUAGGCACACUGGGUCGUGAAAGACGCUCUGGGUCGGGUAUGGCAGGACGUAGGGCUAAUACACUUUCUGCGCCUGGAGUAGGCGGAGACAUGAACCGGGUCGCUUCAAGAUCUGAUGACCGUAGACCCAUGCUCUUCAGACAGAGCUCUGAAAACAGCUUAUCUUCGUCUAUUCUCACUCAGUACGAAGAUGACUCGAGCGGUCCCAGCACCUACAGAUCCACGGUGGAGGACUUUGGGCCUUUAGAUUUCGACACGGAAGGAACUUUAACUUCUCUUGGCUUGGGACAACGGUCGCCGCGAAAGUACAACCCGGUUCCUGAAAAAGAUGUGCCAAGAAGACGUCUUCCGUCAACAAACGACAGCAAGGAGUACUCUUGGAGACGAUCCAUGGAGGCUUAUCGCGAAACGAAUUGCGUAAACACCCGGAUAAAUCGCGUUGAGAAUUCAGCCUCUAGUGCUGACGCAUCUACUGCGAAGUCAUCCUCAACUUUUUCCAACUUCAAUUCCCCCGCCAUUAAGGAGAGCUACAAUCAAGGGAGGGAAUCCAAUGUAUCAGACGCCACCGACGUUUCCUAUAAUCUACGAUUGUCGAGUACUUUUGACUCGAGUGUACACGGAGCACGUGAGCAAUUGGGACAGUCGUUUAUCCCGAACAUGGAACCCCCGCGAUUGGGAGGCCAAGGGCUGGGUGAAGCUGUUCGGAGACCGGUACCUGUGAUGGGUAGAAGAGUUCAGGACGCAAAGUCCGCUCUAUCUGGUCCACAGAAGUCAUAACACUUG